Coregonus clupeaformis (lake whitefish) is the source of this 6250-nucleotide messenger RNA. RefSeq names its product poly [ADP-ribose] polymerase tankyrase-1. The transcript is spliced from 28 exons. Gene Ontology annotation, molecular function: protein binding; NAD+ poly-ADP-ribosyltransferase activity. The coding region runs from base 48 to 3824 and encodes 1258 amino acids. Gene Ontology annotation, cellular component: nucleus; cytoplasm. The record is from RefSeq and is a predicted model, not a curated record. Lineage: Eukaryota; Metazoa; Chordata; Actinopteri; Salmoniformes; Salmonidae.
GAAGUUUAGCCAAUAUAUUUAUUGUUCCCAGUGGGACUGUUGUAAAAAUGGCGGCGUCUCGUCGCUCUACUCAUCAGCAACAACAGAGCAUAACCUCGCCACCUCGCAGUACUUCUCUUUCCCUCACUUCUCCGGGAUCUCCUCCAGUUCCCGGUGGUGGAGUAAUUUCGGCUCCAGCGGGUGCUGAACUAGACAGCGCCGGUGAUCCAUUGUUAACUCCGGCCUCCCCCGAUAUCCCCGCCCCGGCCCUGAGCAGUAGCACCAGCUCCACUAAUGUUAGUACCACCGGGGGUGGCAGCAGCGCUGGCUCCAGUCCUGACUCGGGUAGCACUAGCCCCACGGGCGGCGACUGCGAGACAAGCGGGGCUUUCAGAGAGUUGUUUGAAGCCUGUCGCACUGGGGAUGUAUCGCGUGUGAAGAGGCUGGUGGAUACGGUUAACGUGAAUGCCAAGGACAUGGCUGGGCGAAAAUCCACUCCGCUGCACUUCGCUGCAGGAUUUGGGAGGAAGGAUGUUGUGGAGCACCUCCUUGAGACAGGGGCCGACGUUCACGCCCGUGAUGAUGGAGGUUUGAUCCCUCUGCAUAAUGCCUGCUCCUUUGGCCACGCUGAGGUGGUCAGCCUGCUCCUCUGUCAGGGUGCUGACCCAAACGCCCGGGACAACUGGAACUACACACCGCUCCACGAGGCUGCCAUCAAGGGCAAAUUAGACGUGUGCAUCGUGCUGCUCCAGCAUGGAGCUGACCCCAACAUUCGCAACACUGACGGCAAGAGUGCCCUGGACCUGGCCGAUCCAUCCGCCAAGGCUGUGCUCACCGGUGAAUACAAGAAGGACGAACUCCUGGAGGCAGCUAGGAGUGGAAAUGAAGAGAAGCUCAUGGCCCUGCUCACUCCGUUAAACGUCAACUGCCACGCAAGCGACGGCCGCAAGUCGACAUCUCAAAAAAUGCUGUCCACCCCUCUCCACCUGGCAGCAGGGUACAACCGGGUCAGAAUAGUACAGCUCCUACUACAGCACGGUGCCGACGUACAUGCAAAGGACAAAGGGGGUCUGGUUCCUCUCCAUAAUGCCUGUUCAUAUGGUCACUACGAAGUCACAGAGCUUCUGCUGAAGCAUGGAGCGUGUGUUAACGCCAUGGACCUGUGGCAGUUCACCCCUCUCCACGAGGCUGCCUCGAAGAACCGCGUGGAGGUGUGUUCUCUGCUGCUGAGCCACGGGGCCGACCCCUCCCUGGUCAACUGUCACGGGAAGAGCGCUGUGGACAUGGCCCCCACCCCGGAGCUUAAAGAGAGACUCACUUAUGAGUUUAAGGGUCACUCUCUGCUCCAGGCAGCGCGGGAGGCAGACAUGGCCAAGGCCAAGAAGACCCUCGCUCUAGAGAUCAUCAACUUCAAACACCCACAGACCCACGAGACGGCACUGCACUGUUCAGUGGCCUCUCCUCACCCCAAGCGGAAGCAGGUCACAGAGCUGCUGUUACGUAAAGGUGCCAACGUCAAUGAGAAGAACAAGGACUUCAUGACUCCCCUACACGUGGCUGCUGAGAGGGCACACAAUGACAUCAUGGAGGUGUUACAGAAACAUGGAGCGAAGAUGAAUGCGCUGGACACCCUGGGCCAGACGGCCCUGCACCGUGCUGCCAUGGCAGGACACCUCCAGACCUGCAGAUUGCUGCUGAGCUACGGCGCAGACGCCUCCAUCCUCUCACUACAGGGAUUCACUGCCUCACAGAUGGGCAACGAGGCCGUGCAGCAGAUACUCAGUGAAAAUGUUCCAGUGAGGAACUCUGAUGUAGACUAUCAACUCCUGGAGGUAGCUAAAGCUGGAGACCUGGACACUGUGAAGUCAUUGUGCUCUCCACAGAAUGUGAAUUGUCGGGACCUGGAGGGUCGUCACUCCACGCCGCUGCACUUCGCUGCCGGCUACAACCGUGUGGCGGUGGUGGAGUACCUGCUGCAUCAUGGGGCCGACGUCCAUGCUAAAGACAAGGGAGGUCUGGUGCCCCUGCACAACGCCUGUUCCUAUGGUCACUAUGAGGUGGCUGAGUUGCUGGUGAGACACGGGGCGUCGGUGAACGUGGCAGACCUGUGGAAGUUCACUCCUCUCCACGAGGCUGCAGCCAAGGGCAAAUACGAGAUCUGCAAGCUGCUCCUCAAGCAUGGGGCAGACCCGACCAAGAAAAACCGUGAUGGCAACACUCCUCUGGACAUGGUAAAGGAGGGGGACACGGACAUCCAGGACCUGCUGAGAGGAGACGCUGCCCUGUUGGACGCUGCGAAGAAGGGCUGUCUGGCCCGCGUCCAAAAACUCUGUAGCCCAGAGAACAUCAACUGUAGAGACACACAGGGACGCAAUUCCACCCCCCUGCACCUUGCAGCUGGCUACAAUAACCUGGAGGUAGCAGAGUACCUGCUGGAGCAUGGAGCUGAUGUCAACGCCCAAGACAAGGGGGGUCUCAUUCCCCUCCACAACGCUGCCUCUUACGGGCACGUGGAUAUAGCUGCUCUCCUGAUCAAGUACAACACGUGUGUGAACGCUACAGAUAAGUGGGCCUUCACCCCGCUCCACGAAGCGGCUCAGAAAGGCCGGACCCAGCUGUGUGCUCUGCUACUGGCCCACGGAGCUGACCCUAGCAUGAAGAACCAGGAGGGACAGACGCCACUGGACCUGGCUACGGCUGAUGACAUCAGAGCACUGCUGAUAGAUGCCCUGCCCAGCUGCUUCAAGCCUCAGGCCACGGUGGUCAGCGCCUCAGUGGUCAGUGCAGCAGUCAUCUCUCCGGCGUCCACGCCCUCCUGCUUGUCUGCAGCCAGUAGCAUAGACAACCUGGCCGGGUCCCUCAGCGAGCUCACUGUGGCUGGAGCCACCGGGCCUGCAGAUGGAGCCACCGGGUCCGACAGGAAGGACGGAGAGACCAUCUUAGACAUGAACAUCAGCCAGUUCCUGAAGAGCUUGGGGUUGGAGCACCUGCGCGACAUCUUCGAGAGGGAACAGAUUUCGCUGGAUGUCCUGGCUGAUAUGGGCCACGAGGAGCUGAAGGAGAUUGGGAUCAACGCCUACGGUCACCGCCACAAACUCGUCAAAGGCGUGGAGAGACUCCUGGGAGGACAGCAAGGUGCUAACCCGUACCUGACGUUCCACUGUGCCAGUCAGGGUACGGUGCUCAUAGACCUGGCCACUGACGAUAAGGAGUUCCAGUCUGUAGAAGAGGAAUUGCAAAGUACGAUCCGAGAGCACCGGGACGGAGGCAACGCAGGUGGGGUCUUCAGCAGGUACAACAUUCUAAAGAUCCAGAAGGUGGUGAAUAAGAAGUUGAGGGAGAGGUACUCACACAGACAGAAAGAGAUUGCUGAUGAAAACCACAACCAUCACAACGAACGCAUGCUUUUCCACGGUUCUCCAUUCAUCAACGCUAUCAUACAUAAGGGUUUUGACGAGCGGCAUGCCUACAUCGGAGGCAUGUUCGGAGCGGGCAUCUAUUUUGCAGAGAACUCCUCCAAGAGUAACCAGUACGUGUAUGGGAUAGGAGGGGGCACGGGCUGCCCCACACACAAAGACCGCUCCUGCUACAUCUGCCACAGGCAGAUGUUGUUCUGCAGAGUGACCCUGGGCAAGUCCUUCCUCCAGUUCAGUGCCAUGAAGAUGGCCCAUGCCCCCCCUGGACACCACUCGGUAAUCGGCCGGCCAAGCGUCAACGGACUGGCAUACGCAGAGUAUGUCAUCUACAGAGGAGAACAGGCAUACCCAGAGUACCUCAUCACGUAUCAGAUCCUGAAGCCAGAGAGCACACCCUCCCCCACAGCCGGAGCAGAACAGAAGACCUAGUCCAGACUCAACCAGACCAACUCACACCCAUCUUUACUGGGAGAGAACCAACCACAGAGACUGUUACCCAAAACACUACUUCGCACAUUCUGGGCAGAGCCGGGACGAACUUCAGCCCCUUAAAUUAACUCCACACCCCUGGAAAGAUGUCUUUCCUCCUCUUUUUUUUUCUAUUUCACUCACUAUAAAUGACUAGUUCCUCACAACCACAACCAUUUAUUUUCCCAAAUGUUUUGUUUUGAUUUUUUCCCUCGUCCUUCUUUAGUGUUUACUUGAAAAUGUUGCCUUCACUGGGAAUCGUCUCUAGAGUCAUGUUGUCGCCUCCCUAGUGCCCAUGCUCCCAGGUCUCUCUCAUGGUUUCCCUUGGUGAUUGUUGUCACUGGUUACGGCCAAAUAGAGAGAACCAAGUGGAUAAGGUUUAUGUUAGGACAGACAUGGGGACUCAAAGCUCAUUGGUUAGUGGUUAAGGUUAGAGGUGGGGACUCAAAGCUUAUUGGUUAGUGGUUAUGGUUAGAAAUAGGGGACUCAAAGCUCAUUGGUUAGCGGUAAGGCUCAGAGAUAAGGACUCUUGCCAGUCUGCCUUUACCUGAGUGAUAGCUACCCCAGUGAAACAUGGCAGAGACUCCUCUACCUAUCCCUCAGACAGGGAUUUGUAGGUAAAGAUCAGGGUGGAUGUACUAGUAUGCAGUAUACUAGCCUCAGUCCCAGUCCUGUGUCUUCAACAAGCCUGGCAAGGGAAGCUGCUGUACACAGACCCCAGACCCAGGUCAUGUGACUGAAAAAACAACCAAUAACCUCUCCCUUUCCGUUCCAGCACACACUUUUUUUUUUUUAGCUCAUCAAAGCAUUACACUUCAUUUAUCCUAUUAGCUCUGUAUUAUUUUGUGAUAUUUCCAUGAUUGUUUUACUUAAUUGUUUGGACUUUGUUUUUAAAGAUGAUGUGUAAAGUGUAUAAUGGGACCAUGUCACAAUGGGGACCAGACCUAGAGGUUUUUGACCCCUUUGUUUUUUAAAGUUGAGAUGAUAUAUGAUAUUCCUCUCUGGGACCAUUAGGGGAUUCCUCUCUGUUACUGGAAUUGGGAUAUCCUCAGAAAGGUUUCAGAUUGGGACAGAAAUUGAGUUAAGUGAGAAAGUAAAGAAAGCUAUGAGACAUUUAUUACUAUUAUUAUAACAUUACUUUGCACAAGAAAACACUGAACAUCUGACUUUUCAUGACCAUUUCCCAUCCAGUCAAACUCAUCUUUUAAUGGAUUUGCACUUUUAAACGGGAAUGAUUUUUAAGUUAUUGAAAAUAACGUUGAAAAAAAGAUGUCCGGUAUUGUAGAGUGUGUAGCAGAUGAUGCCUUUGUUAUAGCUCACCAUGUUGUUAACAGAUGAAGAGUGGGCUGUAUUAGUACUGUAAAUUAAGUGGGGGUUUUGUGGAACUUCUAUGCUUAAAAAAAAAAUGUGUGGGGAUGUAAGGGAUUUUUCAGUUGAGUAAGUUGCUCUUAAGACUAACUGUUUGCAGCUGUUUUUCCGAUCUCUUUCUUGGUCAGUCUGCCACAUUCAUCCCUCUGCUCGGUGUCCUCUUUGAGAAGUAAACAAUAACUUUUCUUUCUUCCUACUGGAUUUGUUAACCAUCCUCUGGGAAAUAACAGUUUGAAGCGACAGAAGAAGCAAUGGCUGGUUUGAAUGCCACAUCCUGUAGUCUGUAUUGGAGGACAGUGUCUCUGUCCUUACUCUCACUAGCUGGGCUCUCUCUGCAUCUUGCCGGUGUGGUGCUGUGCUUUCCCUGCUGUUUCAGAUACCACCUCCAGAACUGCCUGCGCUUUGACCUGGAUGUUAACCCAUCCAUUUCUUACAACCUGGAGUGAUUCCCAAAUGGCACCCUAUUCCCUAUAUAGUGCACUACUUUUGACCAGUGCCCUACUUUUGACGAGUGCCCUACUGGCCCUGGUCAAAAGUAAUUAACUAUAUAGGGAAUAGGGUGCUAUUUGGGACUGAACCCUGGUCUUAAAGGAAAAUACCAGUCAAAAACUAUAUUUUGGUAUUUGUUUCAUUAUUCUACUGUUGAUAGUUCCUAAAUGUUUUGCAUGUCAGCAAUCAAGUUUUCAAGAUAUAGAACUUUCAAAAUACAGAACGUGGCCCAGUAUGAAGCGUUUCGCAACAGUGGACUAAAGAAGCAAAUACCAAAAGAUAGUUUGACUGGAAUUUUCCUUUAAUCUCCACUCUUUUCUUCAGACCAACACCUGGAGAGAGCCUCGCUGCCUCUUACUUACUUCCUACUACAGUUCUUAUCGUAUUUUUUUCACAAUUGUAUUUUGUUUUCCUGGUGCUGAAAAGAUCCUUCACUGACUAUCAUGUACCACAGCUGAUCUGGAGACUAAUGUAAUACUCCACAGUGUUGUAAAGAAGUAUUAAUAAAGUACAUAACUGUUCACAUCCAA